AUGGAGCUAAAGAAUCAGACGAUGGUGACAGAGUUUUAUUUCUCUGAUUUUCCUCAGUUUGAGAAUGGCAGCCUCUUAUUCUUCAUUCCUUUACUCUUUAUUUAUGUGUUCAUUGUUGUUGGGAAUUUCAUGAUCUUCUUUGCCGUCCAGAUGGACACCCGUCUCCACAAGCCCAUGUACAAUUUCAUCAGCAUCUUCUCCUUCCUGGAGAUCUGGUACACCACAGCCACUAUCCCCAAGAUGCUCUCCAACCUGAUCAGUGAACAGAAGAACAUUUCUUUCAUUGGUUGCCUCCUGCAGAUGUAUUUUUUCCACUCUCUCGGGGUCACAGAAGGCCUCGUCCUCACAGUGAUGGCCAUUGAUCGGUAUGUUGCCAUCUGCAAGCCCCUCCGCUACUCCAUCAUUAUGACACCUCGGCGGUGCCUGCAGCUCUCCACCGGCUCCUGCAUCUGUGGCUUCCUUAUGUUGCUCCCAGAGACCAUGUGGGUUUCUUCUCUUCCCUUCUGUGGCCCCAACCAGAUCCAUCAGCUCUUCUGUGACUUUGAACCAGUGCUGCGUUUGGCUUGUACAGACACCUCCAUGAUGCUAGUGGAAGACGUGAUCCACGCCAUUUCCAUCCUGACCUCUGUCUCUGUCAUAGCCCUUUCCUAUUUAAGAAUCAUCAUGGUGAUCCUGAGGAUCCCCUCCCGUGAGAGCCGUCAGAAGGCCUUCUCCACGUGUGCGGCCCACAUUACAAUUUUCUUGCUGUUUUUUGGUAGUGUGAUGCUCAUGUACCUACGCUUCUCUGUCCCAUUCCCCCCACAGCUGGACAGGGCCAUUGCACUGAUGUUUGCUGUCCUUGCCCCACUUUUCAACCCAAUAGUCUACAGUCUGAGAAACAAAGACAUGAAAGAUGCCAUCAAGAAAAUCCUCUGUUCUCAAAAAACGUUCAAUAUCUCUGGGGGCUAA
Otolemur garnettii (small-eared galago) is the source of this 948-nucleotide messenger RNA. RefSeq names its product olfactory receptor 6K3. The transcript has a single exon. The record is from RefSeq and is a predicted model, not a curated record. Lineage: Eukaryota; Metazoa; Chordata; Mammalia; Primates; Galagidae. Gene Ontology annotation, molecular function: G protein-coupled receptor activity; olfactory receptor activity. The coding region runs from base 1 to 948 and encodes 315 amino acids. Gene Ontology annotation, cellular component: membrane. Gene Ontology annotation, biological process: G protein-coupled receptor signaling pathway.